This is a messenger RNA of Homo sapiens (human), 1610 nucleotides long. It is a transcript of the gene PRR15L, whose product is annotated as proline rich 15 like. The coding region runs from base 343 to 654 and encodes 103 amino acids. The record is from RefSeq and is a predicted model, not a curated record. The transcript is spliced from 3 exons. NCBI's taxonomy places the organism in Eukaryota, Metazoa, Chordata, Mammalia, Primates, Hominidae.
ACCUUGACUCCAGGAGCUGCAGCAGAGCAGGUAACAGCUCUUGCACCUGUUUCUCUUGCACCUGACGUGCAGCUGCUCCUACCCACCUCUCCUGGCUGAGCCUUGCCUGAUACAGCAGCCCGGAGGCACCACUUGCUUCCCGAGUCUCACCCUCCCAGGCAGCUCCUACACUCAACUGCUUCUCUAGGAAAGGUCUCACCUCCAGCCUGGAGCAGUCGGGAUUACAGUCAAUGGUUAACUUGACCCAGCUCAGGAGGGGCCUGGCUCAGUCUGGGCAAAGCCCUUCAGAGCAGCUCACAGAACCCAGCUGCAGAAAGCCCCAUCCUUGGCUUAGGGAGCGCCAUGACGACUGAAAUUGGUUGGUGGAAGCUGACUUUCCUCCGGAAAAAGAAAUCCACUCCCAAAGUGCUGUAUGAGAUCCCUGACACCUAUGCCCAAACAGAGGGAGAUGCAGAACCCCCGAGGCCUGACGCUGGAGGCCCCAACAGCGACUUUAACACCCGCCUGGAGAAGAUUGUGGACAAGAGCACAAAGGGCAAGCACGUCAAGGUCUCCAACUCAGGACGCUUCAAGGAGAAGAAGAAAGUGAGAGCCACGCUGGCAGAGAACCCUAACCUCUUUGAUGAUCACGAGGAAGGACGGUCAUCAAAGUGAAGGGCUGAGGAGGGUGCUAGCACCUCUUGGCUCCCUGCCAUCAGCCAGAUCUGAGACAGGACCUUGCCACGCUGGCCUCUUUGGCCAUAGCUGAAGCUGUGGGGCCAGUUGAUACCUGCUGGCAGGAAAUGGCUGUUUUUUAGGUUUGUAUUUAUGUGCCGCCACUUUUGUAAGGCCUGGGAGAUCCCAGGGUCCUCCACCCUCCCCCUGACCACAUACAAAGGCACUCUAGUUCAAGAGUGAAAAGUCUCACCCAGGAGGAACAGCCCUCCUUGAAGCAAUGGCAGGGCCAGCAGGGAGGUGGGCAUGGCAGGGAAUGGAGAGAGUGAGCCAGACAGACUUCACCUCCUUACUGGACACAGGGUCAAGGGCGAGUUUCAAUUGCUGCUCCCUUUACUUUCUCUACCUGUGACUACUCCCUGGACCAAUCCUGAGGAGGGCACAUUUUCCAGAAGCCACGUGAUAGGGGCUGGUUUCUGUGGAGCCAGAGGCAGAGACACUGAACUUGAGCUCACCUCCUAACACCGGCAGUAAACUUCCUGGAACUUUGCCCUCAGGUGCGGAGGGGACAGAGGACCCUGGCACUCUGUUAGGGUGCUGUAGAAGACUAGAUUGAUGGUAGUUUGGCCUGUUAGUUCCUGUUUUGGCCAUGACUUUUGCAGAUGGCAAGUCACACACCCUCAAAGGGAAGCUACACGGGCCAAAUCGGGGGAGUGGGUGGGGAAUUUUCUCCUCUCCCUUUCCUACUAUAAUAGUAUUUAAGACAUAUCAGCUCCAGAGAUGAGUCCUGGAGCCUUGAAUUUUGUUUAACAAAAUAAUUGUAGGUUUCUCUCUGUAAUAACAACGCUGGAAAGGCAGAGAACCUCUUUUAUGCUCAUGUCUUGCAUUUAUUGAGAUGACUGUUUCUCAUGCCUUUAUGUUCCUUCAUGUAAGUAAAGUGGACCUUUGUGCUCAAA